AUGGCGAACGAAAAGUCGGUGAUGGCGGUGAUCAGAGUGGCGAGGCCAUCCUUCCGCAACAAAAACGACAAGGUAGCUUUUGCCGUUCACGCCUUCUUCCUUGCCUCUGGCUACGUGCUUAUCGCUACCGGGCCUCCUGCUUUCUCCGACUCUGCCCUCUCGUCGUCGUUCUCCACCUGCGAUGAAGAAGUAGGAACCGACCAAUGGAACGAGCUGGACGAGGAGUACGCGUUCCUUUACGCCAACCCAGAAAACAAGAAGUUGGUGCUGGUCAAGUGCCUUGUAAUAAACCAUAAACUGUUGGUUGAUGCUUUAGCUCAAGGCAGUAGUUCCGAAACGGUCCAUCUCCAAAUCAACGUUGACGACUAUGUUGGAGAGAGUAAUAAUAAUGGCAGCAGCAAUUUAAAGAAUUUGGAGACAUUGGUGAAGAGCCUGGACACUCAGGUUCUGUGUAAAUUAGAUACUUGUUCCUCAAGUAAUAGCAACAAGGCCUCAAGUUCAAUAACAAGUACAACAACGGAGCCUGGUGGUACUGGAAGAAUCUAUCUUUCUUGGCCGGGCGCUGGAAUGUACACUGCUAGAGGCGAUUAUGGAGCACCACCCCCGGCUCCUGUUUUUUUUGCCGACCGGUUCGCGUGGAAUGGUUCAGCUUUCAUGUAG
This is a messenger RNA of Rosa rugosa (rugosa rose), 660 nucleotides long. RefSeq names its product probable proteasome inhibitor. The transcript has a single exon. Gene Ontology annotation, biological process: proteasome-mediated ubiquitin-dependent protein catabolic process. The coding region runs from base 1 to 660 and encodes 219 amino acids. The record is from RefSeq and is a predicted model, not a curated record. NCBI's taxonomy places the organism in Eukaryota, Viridiplantae, Streptophyta, Magnoliopsida, Rosales, Rosaceae. Gene Ontology annotation, molecular function: proteasome binding; endopeptidase inhibitor activity.